Pyrenophora tritici-repentis Pt-1C-BFP is the source of this 258-nucleotide messenger RNA. The record is from RefSeq and is a predicted model, not a curated record. NCBI's taxonomy places the organism in Eukaryota, Fungi, Ascomycota, Dothideomycetes, Pleosporales, Pleosporaceae.
AUGAAUUCGUAUCCUACUCCGAAUUACGGCCAAAAUAACGCUUCAAUACGUCGGUCAAACGAUCCUCUUGCCCAUUUCCGCGGAAAUGAACUCACUCCGGAUAUUCUGGUAAACACUGUCGCUGGCCUGUUCACAACCACAAGCGAAUCGUUAAGAGCCAGCAACAACAAGGAAGCCCUGGAUUCCAUACAUAGCGCUUGCGAUUGGGGAACGGGUGUCCGGAGACGACUACCACGCGACAGGUCGCAUGUUGUGUGA